This is a messenger RNA of Cooperia oncophora, 720 nucleotides long. The record is from the annotation of a GenBank genome assembly. Lineage: Eukaryota; Metazoa; Nematoda; Chromadorea; Rhabditida; Trichostrongylidae.
AUGAUACGGGAAUGUUUACGAUUCUUCUUCGUCACGCUAAUGACGUUUCUUAAUGUAGUCAUCGCUCGGAAGCUGCAACUGAAUAAGAUACGACGGCGACGUCUCGUGCGGCGUUCACAACCAUCGGAUCCGAAUUCUCCAGAGAAACCGAUGAUAAACUGUAAUAAUAGCCCUGAUAGCAGUUUUUCAAGUAUACGAAGAGAAUCAAACUUGGUCCGAAGCUUUUCUGAGAAGAAACUUACUGUGCUCAUGGUUGUGAUUUGUGUGAUAUUUAUACUCGGCAAUCUACCUCAAAUGCUUGUUAUGGUUCUGCAAAAUGAAGCUAUGGAUAAUUUAUACGGAUUUCAACUAUAUCGAAAUAUUGCGAAUCUUCUUGAAGUUGUAAAUCACUGCUUGAAUUUCUAUGUAUUUUGUAUGGCAAGCAGUGAAUAUACUCGAGCAUUUUUAUUGCACUGCGUUUGUCUGCGGAAUGUUUUGUUACGAUUCCCUCCAUUUGCUGAUUUUCUUGCGGCUCGACGGAGUGGAAGUAUGGUAUCGUGUAAUAUGUCAGCAAUUGGAAUGCGGAACAAAGAUUUUUGUAGUGGCGAAUAUUUAGCUGAAAAUAAUACUUCCCUGAAGUACACUGCAACAGACUCAAAUGGGAUGAAGGAAUCUCAAACAUUAAAUGAAAUGACCGAAACACGUUUGAAAGGAAUAUUGAUAACUGGUAAGCCUAAUUAG